Messenger RNA from Fundulus heteroclitus (mummichog), 4446 nucleotides. RefSeq names its product RAB11 family interacting protein 4 (class II) a (gene rab11fip4a). Gene Ontology annotation, cellular component: recycling endosome membrane; midbody; endocytic vesicle. Bases 150 to 1955 code for a protein of 601 amino acids. The record is from RefSeq and is a predicted model, not a curated record. Gene Ontology annotation, molecular function: calcium ion binding. Gene Ontology annotation, biological process: regulation of cytokinesis; endocytic recycling. Lineage: Eukaryota; Metazoa; Chordata; Actinopteri; Cyprinodontiformes; Fundulidae. The transcript is spliced from 15 exons.
UUGAGCAUGCGAUGCGGCUGAUGUCACAGCAGCGGCAGAGGCAGCGCCAGUCAGUCCGACGGAGCUGAGGGUUGCCAGCGAGGAUGAUGGCGGCCGACAAAGCCACUCUUUUCCGUUAAAUCUACUGGACUCAAAGAGCCGCGCCAGCAAUGGACCGACAGGGUUUCCCCGACCAGGACCAACUCCUGCAGUUUCUCAAGAGGCUCAAGGAGGUUUUUGAUGUGUGUGACGAGGAUGCUGACGGCUUCAUCCGGGUGGAGCACUUGAUGGACCUUGGGCUUCAGUUCGGUCAAGGAGACGAGGUGAAGAAGCUGACUAAGCAUCUGUGUCCUAAUGCCCAUGGUAAAAUCAACUUCAAAGACUUCUGUCAUGCUGUGUUUGCUAUUAAAGGUUUUGAAGAGAUAUUAAAGAUGGCUGUUGGUCCUCGAAGCCUGGCAUCCCGACAUCAGUCAGUCACAGACAAUGGCUACAUUUAUCAGGAUGGUGAGGUAAAGCUUGGCCCUCCUAUUAUCACAUGUACGAGGUCUUACCCAGAGUGCAGUGUGUAUGACGCGAAGCGUGGAGCUCAGGCAGAAUGCGACAGGGACAGAAGUGUUGAAAACACCCACCGGUCUGACUCCCAUGAGACAUCACAAGACAGAUAUGUGAUUGGAUCAGCCUCUGCCCCUCUAAUCCCCAGAGAAGAGCAAUUUGAGGACUACGGUGAGGGGGUAGAUGCAGAUUUCAGCCCCAGUAGUCCCUGCCCUGAGGAUGAUAGCAGGACAAAUGGCUUCUCAGACCUGGGUUCCUCACUCCCAUCCAGUGCCGGGCACACUCCCCAGAAGAUGCAGCAGCUGUACAACAGUGAUCUGCUCGACAUCUACUGCUCUCAGUGCUGCAAGAAAGUAAAUCUUCUCAAUGACCUAGAGGCUCGGCUGAGAAACCUCAAGGCAAACAGCCCUAAUAGAAAGAUUUCCAGCACAGCAUUUGGACGUCAGCUGUUCCAGGCUAACCAGGGUGUUUUUGGCUCCAGUCAGUGCAGCAGUACAGAGGAUCUGUUCACGGACAGCAUUGACUCCUGUGACCUCGACAUCACAGAGAAAGUCAGUUAUCUGGAGAAGAAGGUGACAGAGUUGGAGAGUGACAGUUUGGCCAACAGUGACCUCAAGUCUAAACUCAAACAGGAGAACACUCACCUAGUUCACAGGGUGCAUGAGCUUGAAGAGCAGGUCAAAGAUGUGGAGACUAAGGCUACAGAGACUCUGGGAGAGGAGAUGAAGAGACAUCGGGAGGCAUACAGCAAGAUGGAAAGAGACAGAAACACAGAGAUAGACCUGCUCUGCUGCAGGGUCCAGCACUUAGAGGAAGAGAAUGGAGAGAUGACAAUAAAUGUGAGCAGGCUCAAGUCUCAGUCUGAGAAACUGGACCAGGAAAAGCAAAGGAUGACGGACAAACUGGAGGACACUAGUCUAAGGCUGAAAGAUGAGGUGGACCUAUAUAGAAAGAUAAUGGAUAAGCUCUGGCACAACCGCCAUGAGUUUCAGAAGGAAAAAGAGGCAAUGCAGGAGUUGAUAGACGAUCUUCGCCGGGAGUUGGACCAUCUGCAGUUGUUCAAGUUGGAAAUGGAACAUCCUGGGAAGGGCAAAGGGCUGUCUGAAUAUAAUGCCAAGAACAGAGAGACAGAAAUGGAACAUGAAGUCAAGAGACUGAAACAGGAGAACUUUAAGCUCAGAGACCAGAACGAUGACCUUAACGCUCAGAUUCUGAGUCUGAGUUUGUAUGAGGCUAAGAACCUUUUUUCCUGCCACACCAAGGCCCAAUGCCUUGCUGCUGAGAUUGACAAUGCUUCGAGAGAUGAGCUUGUUGAUGCUCUAAAAGAACAGGAAGAGAUCAACCUGCGUUUGAGGCAAUAUAUGGACAAAAUUAUUCUGGCUAUUCUUGAUCACAAUCCUUCUAUCCUAGAGAUUAAGAAUUAAACAUUGCAUCUCCACACACACAUUUGGAUGAUUGUAGCGGUGGUAAUUAGCCAUGACACCACCUUCCUAAUCGCCUAUAUCUGAAAGUCAAAGGAAAGGUUUCAAGCACCCCCCCCCAACCCCCAACCCCUCAAACACUGGGUGGGCAUGAACAUCUUUGUUCUGAUUUUUCCAGUUCUUCUCUUUUUUUGACACAAUAAAAUGUGUUUUGAACUUUUUAGCUCAUAUGCCUCAUCCAAAUUUUGACCUAAACAAACGUGUUGAAAGUCAGGAUUGGAUAGCAGAUUGGAUGAAUCACAACUACUUUUCAUACAUUUAGACAUCAAUAAUGUCCUUAUGCAAGACAUCUUUUCAGUUUUUACUUUCUAACCCCAGUUUAAUGAUGUUUAGACAGAAGACAAUAUUGAUUAUUCUGAUUUUUUUUUAGUCAUUUGUUGCUUUGGGUAGGUGGUUGAUUUGCUGACAUCCUCAGUUUCUGAUGUUCGCUACAAUCUUUGUUGGAAAUGCCAUCGAUAGUGAAACGGUUUACAGUGCUAUCAUCAAAUUUAAGUAGUUUCUCAUCAUAACAGCUUUUUCUACUACACUAUGAGCAACUGCCAUCUAUGUCAAUUCUGUCUACAGUAGUUUACAAUCAAUUAGUCCUUCAGAUUAUUCAGUGUUACAAAGAACAUUUUUUGUGUAGAUGCAUACGUGAGCUAGCGUUCAGAAAACAUCUUUUAACAUUCCUUUAUUCUUACUUCUUCACAGUUGAAACUGCACUAAGUAUUGUCAUUUAUGACAGGUUACCACUACCACUGUACAAGGGGCUGUAGAAAAAGAAAAGUAUGUAUUAAUGAGAACAACAUAGAAAUUAUACCUUCUAGUUGAUUUAACCAUACAGCAGAACUUCCUAUGACUCCAUCAUGUAGACUGAAGGAAAUUAAUUGCAAGCUCAAAAGAUAUAUAUACAUAAAAGUUUAGAAAAUAGGAUAUGAACCAGUCAAAACAUAUUUGCUGAGUGAAAGCAUAACAGUGAAUAUUUCAAAAUAUUCUCAAGCACUGCCUCCAGAUUUUUCUUCUUCUAAUACAGUGGUUUGUCUAUUUGAGCACGCCUGAAUGUAAACAGGACACAUGAAACCUUUGAUUAAUAUAGUAUUGAUUUCAAGUGUAGUUUUUUUUUGUAAUAUUAUAAAUGAGCCUGAGAGUAAUUUCAGACCUGUGUCAAAAUUAAGCUAUUUAAAGGUGCCAAUAUUGAAGAUGAUGUGCCAAACUGUUUCGCUGAUUUACAGAUAGAACUCAGCAAAAUCUGAAGGUCCUCAAAUAAACUGGACCGCGUAUUAUCUCUUUAGGCCUGAUUGACUGAUAUUCAGAUCAUGGCACAUACAUAUUUCUAAUUAUUGUGUUAACAAUCAAGAUUUUUGUCAAAAGGAGUAGGACAAUGGAAUAACUUGUUUAAUAUCAGUCAUCCAAAAACCAUAUUUGGAGUUACUAUUUUUUUGUUUUUUUAAGAUUAAAGAACAGUCAAUAGGAUUUGCUGUCACAUGGGUCAUAGGCUUGCAGCCAAUGGCUUUCAUGCCCUUCCCCUUACUAGCACAUUGUCACUUUGUGGGAUCUCAAAUGUCUGACGAGGUUUCAAAGAAAACUGCUCAUAAACAUGUGUGGAUGCACAUAAAACUUUAAAAUGAAAACAAUGCUAUUCAGUAUGGUUGUAGUGGGAAUAAAAUGCAUUCAGUACAUCUAGACAUCAAGGUUUUGCAGAAUUCAAUGUAUAGCAACAGCAAACUAUUGCUUACAAGAAACCGUUCUGCAGGUGAAGUUCUUCUGCUUUUAAAAAAAAUUCUAGAAAACAGUAAAUACAACAUUUUACAUGAUUUACUGAUUGUUUCAAGCUCAUGUGUACUAUAGUGUUCUUAUGACCUGGUCUAAAACAAAGUCAGCGACAUCUUAGAUUUAUGUUGUAUAUAAUCUCUUCUUAACCAGUGUUAAUAAAAUACGGUACUUAGAAUCACUUAUACUCACUUUGUCACUUUGAAUAACUAUCUAAACAUAUUAAAGCAGUGCACAGUUGUUAGUGAGGAGUGCAGAAUUAAACUGCAAAGAAGGCACUACAUCCUUUAACAAAUUAAAGUAUUGUUUGUAUUACACUAACCUGUCGCCUUGUGAUUUCUUCCAUUUCACUGCUUUUAUUCAGUUGUAAAUGGCUCUUAAAUCUUAGAAAGGUGUCAAAGGUUGUUGGGCCAUACAGAGAUUGAAAUGUUUCCAUUAUGAAGUUUAUUCAAUGCUGAUAGUUGUACUUUGACAUAUUUUAAUUUAUUUAUUCUAAAUGUUGUACAGAUCCACUUAUACUGUUUCUGUGAGUCAUUUCACUUGGUUUUGAGUUUCGACACAAACUAUGUAAGUUUGGUAUACAGCAUACUUAUGUAUGUAAUGAUUAUAUUUAAACCUGUUGCAAUUCACAUGUGUUUGUUUAAUUUUUGCUUACUUGUGUAAAUAAAAUUCACUUGUUUUGGCA